AUGCCCACCCCAGAGGAGCCCACCCCAGGGAGCCCUGCCCCAGAACCUCCAGGAUCACCCUCUUUGCUGCCCCAGCACCAGCCAGGGGUCUCUCCAGGCCAGAAGAAGGGUCGAGACCUGAAGGUGAAAAUGCUGAAUGGCGAGGAGAUUUUGGUGCCCAUGAGGGACUCCAUGCUGGUGUCAGAGCUGAAGCAGCUGGUUGCGAAGCAGAUAAAAGUGCCUGCCUUCCAGCAGCGGCUAGCCCACCCAAACAACUGGGUGCUGCAGGACGACCAGUCUCUGGCCAGCCAGGGCCUGGUCCCUGGCAGCACAGUCCUGCUGUUGGUGGAGAUGUGCAAGCCCCUGAGCAUCCUGGUGUGCAAUGACAAGGGCAGGAGCAGAGCCUACACAGUCCAGCUGACUGACACUGUGGCCCAGCUCAAGCAGCAGGUGUGCCAGCAGGAGAAGGUGCAGCAGGACCUCGUGUGGCUGUCCUUCGAGGGGAGACCUCUGGAGGACCACCAGCAGCUGGGGGAGUAUGGCCUCACUUCCCAGUGCACGGUGUUCAUGAAUCUUCGGCUUCGGGGUGGCAAGACAAGCCCCAGGGGGCGCUGA
This is a messenger RNA of Orycteropus afer afer, 594 nucleotides long. It is a transcript of the gene ISG15, whose product is annotated as ISG15 ubiquitin like modifier. Gene Ontology annotation, biological process: ubiquitin-dependent protein catabolic process. The transcript is spliced from 2 exons. Gene Ontology annotation, cellular component: cytosol. Gene Ontology annotation, molecular function: polyubiquitin modification-dependent protein binding. The record is from RefSeq and is a predicted model, not a curated record. The coding region runs from base 1 to 594 and encodes 197 amino acids. Lineage: Eukaryota; Metazoa; Chordata; Mammalia; Tubulidentata; Orycteropodidae.